Molecule: messenger RNA, 1646 nt
Organism: Scomber scombrus (Atlantic mackerel)
Lineage: Eukaryota; Metazoa; Chordata; Actinopteri; Scombriformes; Scombridae
Gene: cdk9
Product: cyclin-dependent kinase 9 (CDC2-related kinase)
Exons: 8
Coding region: 10-1191 (393 amino acids)
Biological process (GO): protein phosphorylation
Cellular component (GO): nucleus
Molecular function (GO): ATP binding; cyclin-dependent protein serine/threonine kinase activity
Source: RefSeq, a predicted model, not a curated record
CAGACAGAGAUGCAGCGAGACAAAACAAGCAACGCCGGUGCGGCUGAAAAGCCGGACCGGGAGGCCGCCAUAAUGUCGAAAUACUACGACGGAGUUGAGUUUCCUUUCUGUGACGAGUUCUCCAAAUACGAAAAAAUGGCCAAAAUAGGACAGGGGACCUUUGGCGAAGUGUUCAAAGCAAAGCACAGACAGACCGGCAAGAAGGUCGCACUGAAGAAAGUUCUGAUGGAGAACGAGAAAGAAGGGUUUCCCAUCACAGCUCUGAGAGAGAUCAAGAUCCUGCAGCUGCUCAAACAUGAGAAUGUGGUGAAUCUGAUAGAGAUCUGCAGAACUAAAGCGACUCAGUUCAACAGAUACAAAGGCAGCAUCUACCUGGUGUUUGACUUCUGUGAGCACGACCUGGCCGGCCUGCUGAGUAACGCCAACGUCAAGUUCACCCUGGCAGAGAUCAAGAAGGUCAUGCAGAUGCUGCUCAACGGACUGUACUACAUCCACAGAAACAAGAUCCUUCACAGAGACAUGAAGGCGGCUAACGUGCUCAUCACCAGAGACGGGGUCCUGAAGCUGGCCGACUUCGGUUUGGCUCGAGCCUUCAGCCUGGCCAAAAACAGCCAGGGGAACCGCUACACUAACCGCGUGGUCACACUGUGGUACAGACCUCCAGAGCUGCUGCUGGGUGAGCGAGACUACGGCCCCCCUAUUGACCUGUGGGGAGGGGGCUGCAUCAUGGCAGAGAUGUGGACCAGAAGUCCCAUCAUGCAGGGGAACACAGAGCAGCACCAGCUCACUCUCAUCAGCCAGCUGUGUGGCUCCAUCACUGCUGAGGUGUGGCCUGGCGUGGACAAGAAAUAUGAGCUGUACCAGAAAAUGGAGCUGCCUAAAGGCCAGAAGAGGAAGGUGAAGGAUCGCCUCAAAGCUUACGUCAAAGACCCGUACGCCCUGGACCUGAUCGACAAGCUGCUGGUCCUGGACCCGGCCCAGCGCAUAGACAGCGACGACGCGCUCAACCACGACUUCUUCUGGUCCGACCCCAUGCCCUCUGACCUGAAGAACAUGCUCUCCACCCACAACACCUCCAUGUUCGAAUACCUGGCGCCGCCCAGACGGAGAGGCCACAUGCCCCAGCAGCAGCCCAACCAGAACAGGAACCCCGCCACCACCAGCCAGACCGAGUUCGACCGAGUGUUUUAGAGAAGAAGGAAGGACGGUUCAGCAGGUUGGACUGUCUGUUCGGUUACAACUGUAUUCCCCAACCGACUACACGUUCCUGAUUGGUUGAGAGUUGGCAGACUUACCUGGAGAUCACUACUGUUCUGUGAGAGGUUACGGUGGAGAAAGCAGCUGGUUCGUGUCGCUCCUGGACAGGACUGAGAUGUUCAGAGUCAUGUGACACCUUCAAGACAAGUUAUAACGUUCCAACUCUGCUUUUUUUUCACCCAGGUGAUAAUGAAGAGACAGUCAUAAACAUGGCAGAUGUCAUAGUUUUUAUUUUGCUAUAUUUGAGUAAGUUUGAAAUUUUAGGUUUUUUUCCACUUGUUUUAUCAUUGUUUUGUAUAAAAUAUAUUCUAUUCUAUUCAUCUCCUGUUCAGUGUUUCAAGUUCUUUGUUGAAAGAGAGGAAAUGUUAAGCUUUUAUUUAAACUCUUUU